ACAUGCAUGCAGCUAUCCCAACCCUGAUUCGGAGUUCCCCUCCCGGAAACGGGCAUAUAUAUGAAUGUCAUGAAGAUCUACAACUCAGUCAGCCAAGACUACACUCCCAUUCUUCCAUUCUAGUCUCCCGCUCUACUAUCUAGUAUUCAGCAUGAAGAUCCAACCCUGGCUCCUCGCCAGUCUCUCCACCGUGGCAGCCCGACCCUGGACCCGCGCAGCCAACACCACCGAUGCCACCUACUUCUUCACCUUCGGAGACUCCUACUCCCAAACCGGCUUCAGCACGAGCGGCACCCAACCCUCUGCUUCCAACCCCAUGGGCAACCCCGACCUAGGAACCGGAACCACAACCAACGGCCCCAACUGGAUCGGCUACCUCACCACAACCGAAAACACCUCCCUGGUCCUCUCCUACAACCUCGCCGUCGGCGGCGCCACCAUCGACAAUUCCCUCGUCUCCGCCUACGCCGGCGACGUCCGCUCCCAAGUGAAACUCUUCGAAGACGUCUACAGUACCAAACCUGCCUCCGCGCCGUGGACACCCCAGAAUGCCGUCUUUGGGGUCUGGAUUGGGAUUAAUGACAUCGGCAACGCAUUCUACAACACCGACGCCGAAACAUUCACCCCCAAACUCAUCAACCGACUCCUCUCCCUCGUGGAGGAGAUCUACGAGAACGGGGGUCGGAAGUUUCUCUUUUUGAAUGUUCCCCCGACCGAUCGGACCCCGUUUUUCAUCGAUCAGGGGAAUGAGACGACCGCGGCGGUGAAGAGCUAUCUAGCGGUAUAUAAUCGGAAUUUGAAGGAGAAGGUGGAGGAGUGGGGGGUAGAAAAGGGGGAUGUAACGACCGUCCUCUACGACAGCUGGUCGUUCAUGAGUAAAAUCCUGGAUGAUCCGACGGCGUAUGGGUUCCCGGAUGCGACGUGCAUUAAUGAUGAUGGGACGUCGUGUGUGUGGUGGAAUAAUUAUCACCCCGGGUUGAAGUAUCAUGCUUUGCAGGCGGAGGAUAUGAAGGGGUUUUUGGGCGGGUUGGGGGGGUGGUAA
Aspergillus ibericus CBS 121593 is the source of this 1042-nucleotide messenger RNA. RefSeq names its product putative cellulose-binding GDSL lipase/acylhydrolase. The coding region runs from base 152 to 1042 and encodes 296 amino acids. Gene Ontology annotation, molecular function: hydrolase activity, acting on ester bonds. The record is from RefSeq and is a predicted model, not a curated record. The transcript is spliced from 5 exons. NCBI's taxonomy places the organism in Eukaryota, Fungi, Ascomycota, Eurotiomycetes, Eurotiales, Aspergillaceae.